AUGGGGCUGGCGGCUCGCCAGCCAAUGUCCUGGCUCUUCCUCCACACUUCACAAACCCCACGUGGCCGUGACGUCAAGGACUACUCGAUCGAGUACAAGAACAGCGAGCUGUACAAGUCGAACCGCGAGCGCACGCUGCAGUUGGCUGAAGUGUCCGGCGACUUUGUGUGCCACUCGACUCUGAACUACACGCCGAUCGCCACGGGCUUCUUGAACCAGUUGAAGGAGCUCGUCGUUAAGCAGCAGCUCACGUACUGGCGCAACCCGCAGUACCACUUCUUGCGCAUGUUCCUGUUCCCUCGCUUCGGUGUCAUCUUCGGUCCGACCUUCUACCAGCUCGAGGCGGACAGCGUCAAGCGCAUCGACUUGCACAUCGGUCUCAUCUACAACAGUAUGGAUUUCAUCGGUGUCAUCAACCUCAUGACGGUGCUGGAAGUCACGUGUGCCGAGCGCGCCGUGUUCUACCGCGAACACAUGUCGAACUACUACGGUCCGCUGUCCUACAGUCUGUCGCUGUGGCUCGCUGAGGUGCCGUACCUGAUCUUCGUGAUCGUGCUGUUCGUGACGAUUGAGUACUGGCUGGUGGUGAACGUGGCUGUCGGCGCGCUGUCGUGUCUGUUCAACUUGUUCUCGGGCUACCUGCUGCCGCGUCCGGCUAUGAUGGCUGGCUACAAGUGGUUCACUUACCUGAUGCCGUCGAGCUACUCGCUUGCGGCGCUGGUGGGCGUUCAGUUCGGUGAGGCGCAGGACGUAAUCUCCGUCACGGACGGUGGUGUCACGACGGAGAUGACGGUGGCGCAGUACAUCGAGGACACGUACGACUUCCGACCGAACCGCAAAUACAACUUCAUGGCUGGUCUCAUGGUGAUCUGGGCCGUGCUGCAGAUGGCCAUCUACCUCACGUUCAACUUUGACCAAUAUUCGGCACCAAACGGCUCCAUUGCUGCCAUAAUUGACGCGUCAUUCAGCGAGAUAGUUCCGCGCGUGGUCAUCAGUGUACACACCGAACGCCCUCCUGGUCAAACGCAGCGCAAACGUGCGAGACUGGCGAAUGUCUUUGCCGAUGACGCCCCUCGUUGCUUCCCAGCAGAUUUCAUGUUUGGGUCGGCCACCGCCUCGUACCAAGUUGAAGGCUCGUGGAACGAAGGCGGUCGCACUCCAAGUAUCUGGGACGAUUUCUGCCGCACGCACCACAGGACGAAAGUGGUGUGUGCCAACGUCGCUGACGCCUUUUACCAUCGCUACCGAGACAACGUCAAGCUCAUGGUCGACACUGGCUUGCAGUCCUCGCGCUUCUCCGUCUCGUGGUCAAGAGCCAUGAACUGGAAUCCAGAGACCAAACGUAUGCAGCUAAACCCUCACGGCCUUGCGUUCUACCACGCUCUUGUCGACGAGCUCAUCACCAACAACAUCGUACCGAUCUUGACGCUGAGCUCCAGGGCUGAAAAGUCCGACACUUUUGCAUACAUUGUGGCUCACAACGUGCUUCGUUCAUAUGCAGCUGUUGUCAAAGCGUUCCGAGACUUAAAGGCAAGUUCACCACCCGUUCUCGACCAAAAGGCUCGUAUCGGCAUCACAUUGAACUCAGAUGCUGCCUAUUCGCUCGACGAGAAAACCCCGUUGGACGUCGCCUGCAGCGGGAAGGAAGAUGCAGUUCGAACUGUACUGGUUCCUCUCACCUCUGGUUACUGGAGACUAUCCGGCAACCAUGCGGGAACUAGUGGGCUAUCGCUUGCCGAGAUUCACAACCGAGGAGACGGCGCUAUUGAAGGGAUAGUACAGCAGCAGGCGCUUUCAUCCUCGUCAUGGAGACCCACCCAGCCCGUGCCAACCACCAAAUAUGGACACUUCUUCUUGUUCCACUCUGGAGUCGUCGAUGCCACUUCCUCCUUCAUAAGAGACGAGGCGUAUAGAUGGAUACAUGAGCUUCACACUGAGCACCACCUCGAGGCGCUACAUGUGCCCAAGCUGCGACUAGUUUUCAUCAAGGAGCACAGACAGGGAGCCAUCUCCAUGGUCUCGCAGCUCGGCCUGUACGUGUUGGCUGCCGUGGGCUCCAAGCUCAUCGUUUACGAGCUUAAGUCAGAGCAGCUGAUCGGCUGCGUGCUCUACGACAGCGCAGAUAAGAAACUGGCGCUGCUAGCGGUGGAUAUGGACGAGAACCUGCACGUGAUGCAGUUGGCCCCGCAAAAUUAUCGAGUCUCGCGGUGGCCAGCGUCUGCUGCGAGUGAGCGACUUCCACUUGGUUGUCCAAGUCUCGGGUUUGUUCCGGAAGCGGGUGGAUGCGUCUGGAUCGGUGGUGUCUGCUACGAAGUGACGCAAUACAGCACCUUUGUCCUACUACUUGAACGUCAUGUGUACGUCGGAGGGAGGUGUCACCCUCUGGUUCCUGUCGGGAAGGGCGUGUUCCGUCGUCUCUUCAAGUUGCAGAACGAUAUGGUGAACACGCUGCCUCAGAAUUGCGCGCUGAAACCUCGGGAGUUCUGCAUGCUUAAGACCAACGCAAAGCGAAGAUAUGGCAGACCGGACAAGAAGAAGUGGAAAAAGUGCUUCCUGGACGCCUUCGUGCUGUGCCGCUUUUUGCAAUUUGCUAUGUGGCGCAGAAGGAGCUUGCACGCUGCAAUCGGUACCACGCCCGAGGUGGUCAUCACAACCUGCUCACGCCACGUCGACAUUCCUGUAGCUGAUGCGUUGUUAGGGACGAAUCUCGUGGCGUGCAAACUGAACGUUCCAGCCCAAGGCUUCCGUGUUGUGUGUUGCUCGCGUGGUCGUUAG
Phytophthora infestans T30-4 is the source of this 2775-nucleotide messenger RNA. RefSeq names its product ATP-binding Cassette (ABC) Superfamily. NCBI's taxonomy places the organism in Eukaryota, Oomycota, Peronosporomycetes, Peronosporales, Peronosporaceae. The transcript has 8 exons. Gene Ontology annotation, biological process: carbohydrate metabolic process. Gene Ontology annotation, molecular function: ABC-type transporter activity; hydrolase activity, hydrolyzing O-glycosyl compounds. Gene Ontology annotation, cellular component: membrane. The coding region runs from base 1 to 2775 and encodes 924 amino acids. The record is from RefSeq and is a predicted model, not a curated record.